UUUUAAGAUCGACCAAUUACAUAAUCGAACGAGAUAUGCGCGAUAUUUAAAAUGGCUGUGUAUGAAUUUCGUCAUUAACGAUUUUAUUUUGUAUUUUUGAUAUAUAAACAUGGAAGAACAGAGAGAGUCGAUUUCUAGUCGAUUAAUUAAAUUAAAUCAAUUAUUCUUUGAAAGACUUAAAGGAAAUGUUACAAAUCGUCAUAUAAUAUCCAGAGAUGGGUUAAUGGAUGCUUUAUUCGCAUUAUAUGAUGAAUGCAAUAAUGAAUAUAUGAGAAAAGAUAAACACAUAGCAGCUUUUGUAGAUAAGUUUCGUAAUGCUGUAAUCGAAUUGAGACAUCUUCAAGUAAAUAUUGGUGAUUUUGAAACUAAAAAAAUAAUUGGACAAGGACAUUUUGGAGAAGUCCAAGUUGUAAGAGAAAGAUGCACAGGGGAUGUAUAUGCUAUGAAAAUAUUACGGAAAAGUGAUACGUUAUCUCAGCAAAGUGUAGCAUUUUAUGAGGAAGAAAGAGAUAUUAUGGCAAAAUCAAGUAGUCCAUGGAUUACUAAACUUCAUUAUGCUUUCCAAGAUAGACUACAUCUUUAUUUAGUUAUGGAAUUUCAUCCAGGUGGUGAUAUGUUAUCUUUCUUAGAUCAUAACGAUGAUCAAUUAUCAGAAGAUACUGCAAGAUUUUAUCUAGCAGAAUUAGUAUUGGCAAUUCAAAGUGUACACAAUAUGGGAUAUGUGCACAGAGAUAUAAAACCUGAUAAUAUACUGAUUGAUCGAACAGGCCAUAUUAAAUUGGCGGACUUUGGAUCAGCAGCAAAACUUGGAGCUCAGAAGACUGUAUUAAGUAAAAUGCCUGUUGGUACUCCUGAUUAUAUUGCUCCUGAAGUGUUAAUGGCUAUGAAUUCUGGGCCAGCUGCAUCCUCUACAUAUGGAGUGGAAUGUGAUUGGUGGUCUUUAGGAAUUGUUGCAUAUGAAAUGCUGUUUGGCCAUACUCCAUUUAAUGAUGAAAAAGUUCUUGCUACUUAUAACAAUAUCAUGAAUUUUAAAAAAUCUCUGAAGUUUCCAAAUGAUGAAGUUGAAGUAUCUCAAUCAGCAGUUGAUCUAAUUAAAGGUUUACUACAAGAAAGUACUGAACGUUGGGGCUAUGAACAACUUUAUGUAAACAUAUUCUUCAUUGAUAUUGAUUGGGAUAAUAUCAGACAAAGUAAGAAUUGUUUUAGGAAAUAA
This is a messenger RNA of Centruroides sculpturatus (bark scorpion), 1213 nucleotides long. RefSeq names its product citron Rho-interacting kinase-like. The transcript has 7 exons. The coding region runs from base 110 to 1213 and encodes 367 amino acids. Lineage: Eukaryota; Metazoa; Arthropoda; Arachnida; Scorpiones; Buthidae. The record is from RefSeq and is a predicted model, not a curated record. Gene Ontology annotation, biological process: actomyosin structure organization; peptidyl-threonine phosphorylation. Gene Ontology annotation, cellular component: cytoskeleton; cytoplasm. Gene Ontology annotation, molecular function: protein serine/threonine kinase activity; ATP binding.